GACGAACAACCUCCAUCCCACCUAGGUUCUCAUACAGAGUUCCUCCAUCCCACCUAGGUUCUCAUACAGAGUUCCUCCAAUUAUCGAGACAAGCCGCUUGCAAUCACUCGCAGGUCUCCAAUAAUUUCCACCCCUGACCCUCAUUUAUCCACCCCAUCUUUCAAGCCACAAUGACUGGCCGAGGAGGCGGCGGUCGCCGCGUUUUGCUCCCUCCGAUUAAUAUGAUCUUCAAACUACUUCAAUCAAAUGCUACAGUAAGCGUCUGGUUGUAUGAGCAGCUAUCCCUGCGCAUCGAAGGAAAGAUCAGGGGUUUUGACGAGUUCCUUAACCUCGUCAUUGACGACGCAGUCGAGGUCAAGCUAGUCACCAAGACCAAUGAUAAGGAGAUAAGAAAGUCACUAGGCCAAAUCUUGUUGAAGGGCGACAACGUGUCCCUGAUUCAGAGCUUGUCGGGCUGAAGGAUGUUGCGUCGCUACGAUAGAUACCCUCGACUUG
Messenger RNA from Phialemonium atrogriseum, 495 nucleotides. RefSeq lists its product as uncharacterized. Gene Ontology annotation, cellular component: pICln-Sm protein complex; U4 snRNP; U4/U6 x U5 tri-snRNP complex. Gene Ontology annotation, biological process: spliceosomal snRNP assembly; mRNA splicing, via spliceosome. Gene Ontology annotation, molecular function: RNA binding. The coding region runs from base 171 to 458 and encodes 95 amino acids. NCBI's taxonomy places the organism in Eukaryota, Fungi, Ascomycota, Sordariomycetes, Cephalothecales, Cephalothecaceae. The record is from RefSeq and is a predicted model, not a curated record. The transcript has 5 exons.